Messenger RNA from Triticum aestivum (bread wheat), 1071 nucleotides. Its product is annotated as protein yippee-like At4g27745. NCBI's taxonomy places the organism in Eukaryota, Viridiplantae, Streptophyta, Magnoliopsida, Poales, Poaceae. Bases 477 to 797 code for a protein of 106 amino acids. The record is from RefSeq and is a predicted model, not a curated record. The transcript has 4 exons.
AAAAGAAAAGAAAAAAGUCUCUCUCCUCCUUUCCCCCAAAUCGAUCGACGGACGGACGGAAGAAGAAGAAACUCCUUCCAUGGCGAUUUGGUUCUAGCCUUCCUUCCCGAUUAUUCCCCUUCCUUCCUUCUCGCCCGCCCGGCCGGCUGCUCGCAGUCCCAACCGCCGGCGGCUUCCGCGCAUCCAAUUCCAAUCUGCACGCCACCGCCCAGCUGCCGCCGUGCCCAAGGAGGAGGAGGACCCAAGGAGCAAGAACCACCGGGGCUCCUGGUCCGGGGAGCAACCAAGUUUCUGCAUCAUCUGCACUUUGUUUACCUCAUUCACGACCAUCGGGAGGGCAAAGCAGAUGACAGAUUGAUACUAGAUACUACUCCUAUAUUCAUAGUCAUAGAUAACAAUCAAUGGCUGUUUGUCAUGAUUAGUAAAUGGUGAAUCGGAUUGGUCGCAUCGCAUGCAGGAAGGAGAUAGAUCGAUAGAUGGCGGAAAUGGUCGGGCCGCGCGUGUACAGCUGCUGCCACUGCCGCAACCACGUCUGCCUCCACGACGACAUCAUCUCCAAGGCCUUCCAGGGGAGGAAUGGCCGCGCGUUCCUCUUCUCCCACGCCAUGAACGUCACCACGGGGGCCAAGGAGGACCGGCAGCUCAUGACGGGGCUCCACACCGUCGCCGACAUCCACUGCCGUGACUGCCGCGAGGUGCUCGGGUGGAAGUACGAGCGCGCCUACGAGGAGUCCCAGAAGUACAAGGAAGGCAAGUUCAUAUUCGAAAAGGCCAAGAUCGUGCAGGAGAAUUGCUAGGCAAAUAAAUGAAACAAAAAGAUAAGAUUCAACACAAACACAUGUGUGCUCCCAGGAGAAUGCUAUGCUCUCUCUUCUUUGUACAUAGCAGCAGUCAGUUUUCUUCUUGUUUCUAAAACUACUACUACCAGUCUGUUGGUGUUAUUUCCAUGCCAUUUGUGAUUUCUUCUUUCAAAUGGUUUGUGAUUUCUUGUGUGGGGAGACAAGCUUGUUAUCUUCAUUUGUGUGGGAACCAUUUUCUCAUUGGUCAUAAAUAAAAUGGAUGGUUUAACAA